GAAAGAGGAGGCGGUGCCGUUUCGUGAGUGACAGCCCUUCCUGGCCAAUCAGCGCUCGCAUGUAGAGAAACACAAUCAGGAGGUCGCUGGCAGCGCCUUGAAGGACCAAAGAGGAGGCGGUGCCGUUUCGUGAGUGACAGCCCUUGCUGGCCAAUCAGCGCUCGCAUGUAGAGAAACACGAUCAGGAGGUCGCGGGUUCGAGGCCGGCUUCCGGCGGAAAAUGGGGAGCAAGGCUUUCAAGCUUCGCCGUCCUGGAGAAGGCAGGAAAUUCGGGGUGGCGGCCAAGAACCUGAAGGAGCUGCUCUCCAAGGCCUGCGCCCUCCUCAAGCUUCCUUCCUCCGAGCCCCGGCUGUGUCUGUACGAAGACGGGACGGAGGUGACAGAAACCUAUUUCUGGAAGAUUCCGGAUAAUUCCGAGCUGGUCUUGUUAGCUCCGGGAGAAGAGUGGCAGGGAUACGUGAGUGAGAUCCAGCGCUUCCUCCACGCCUUUUCCAGCCAAGCCGACCACGUUGUCCGCGCGGCGCAAGGCCUGCUCUCCGGCGAAGAAGCCCCCAAGAAACGGAAACUCCUGGCGGACUUGAUUCACAAUCUCAGCCAAAACAUCGAAGCGGAAAGCCGGGAAGAUGACGAGAAAUGGUUCCAAGGUGUUGAAUCUCGCUUCAAGACAAAGUCCGGCUACAUGCGCUAUAGUUGCGAGAGCAGGAUCCGAAGCUACAUGAAAGAGGUCGGUGCUUACGCUUCCACGCUCCCUCCGCCUGUCCGUGUGAAAUUCCAACAGAUCGCCGAAGCCAUGCUGGAGAAGCUGAAGUCCGAGAAGUACAAUGGCUUUUAUUUUGACCGGCGAGCGGGAAAAAAGGCCUGCCUUUGCACACCUGAAGGAUGGUUCUCUUGCCAGGGGCCUUUCGACACCCAAGACUGUCCUUGCAGGCACUCCAUCAACCCUUACGGCAACAAAGAAAGCCGGAUCCUAUUCAGCACCUGGAACCUCGACCAUAUAAUCGAGAAGAAGCGGACGAUUCUCCCAACGCUGGCUGAAGCCCUUGCGGACCAGAGGGAGGUGGACUGGGAAUACUUCUACCGGCUCCUGUUCACCGUCCACAACCUGAAGCUUGUCCACAUUGCUUGCCACAAGAAAACGAGCCACAACCUCAGUUGCGACCGGAGGAAGAUCUACAGGAAAAACGAGCCUUCCUGCGGGGUUCGGAAACAAUCCCCGCCGGCGGCGAGGAUGCAGAAAAUGUGACGGACCCGUUGCGUAAUCAUGCCUUUGACACGCAAUCAGUUCUCAGGGAUUCAAAGAGUUUUGUAUUAUUAUUAUUUUUUCUUAAAAAUAUAAAUAAAACCAACUGAUUCGUUUA
Molecule: messenger RNA, 1358 nt
Organism: Anolis sagrei ordinatus
Lineage: Eukaryota; Metazoa; Chordata; Lepidosauria; Squamata; Anolidae
Gene: DFFB
Product: DNA fragmentation factor subunit beta
Biological process (GO): apoptotic process; apoptotic DNA fragmentation
Cellular component (GO): nucleus; cytoplasm
Molecular function (GO): DNA endonuclease activity
Source: RefSeq, a predicted model, not a curated record